AUGCUGCCUACGGCUCAGCAAUGGAAAUGGUACGGAAUUGGAGCUAUAUCACUCCAGAUGUAUGGAAGCCGCACAAUCUGGCUUCUGCAAGCGCGAAUCAUUGGCCAAUUACAAGAUGAAGAUGCUUUAGCAUUCAAAAAGAUGGCAUGUGAUGAAUGUACUAUGAUUGCCGUAGCUGUGAGCUUCUUUUAUUAUUAUCGUCAAGUCUAGAUAUAUAUGACUGUACUGAUAAAAGAAAAGGCUGCAAUUGUUGCUCAAAUAGCUAUUACAGGCUUGUCGUUGGAAUCAUUGAAUCAGACUCAUUGGAUAGCAAAGUCUAGUUUUGUCAUGAGUUUAACUUUUGCCUUGGUUGCGGUGUACUAUUCUGUGGCGCAGCAAAGAAUCCUUGGUCGAUUGAUUAAAGCAAAGGAUGUUCGUGACUGGAUUCGAGGAAGAAAACAGGCAAUUAAUCGAAUUUUUUCCAUCGAAAUUGGACUCGAACUUGAUCCUUGCGAACCGGAUGAGUACAUCCCGAGAAGUUCGGAUGUUCGUGAUUUUAAGAAGGAUUUUGAAAGACAGUGUUUUAUCCCGAGUCCCCUAUCCGUCAUCACACUUUCGGCUCCUCAGAUGUUACUCUCCGGCUCGCUUUGUCUGCUUCUUAUCGCGCUAGGAAUUUAUCUGGGAAAAUUUUGGAUUCGUGAGCUGGAUUUGACAGAACCAUCUACAGAUGCUAGAAAUGUCUUUAUAUUAUACUUCGUUGGAUUGUACCUCUCUGGUGGAAUGUAUGUUGUAUUGGGAUGGUUUCGUGGCAAAGAAGAACGGUCAGAAUCUGAAAUCAUCGAUGGGUAUUUGCAUGAAUAUUUAGGGAACCAUCCUGAUGCACUGUCUCGGUGGAAUGUUAACAGUCAUUGGCGAUUUCGCAAUGGGAUUUUGAGACGUAUUAAUAGUACAGAUUCCGAGGAGAGAGUUGCCUCCGCGCCCACGGAGCCGCAAGGGCUCGGCAAUGUGUGA
Messenger RNA from Sclerotinia trifoliorum, 990 nucleotides. The record is from the annotation of a GenBank genome assembly. Lineage: Eukaryota; Fungi; Ascomycota; Leotiomycetes; Helotiales; Sclerotiniaceae.